AUGGAGAAUUUCCACAAUGAAUUGAGCGGUGAAUCCAAGAUUGGUAUUCAAGCUGUGUCAAUCAAUGAACCUGUUAUCAACCAGACCUUUAACCAAAUAUCCAAUGGGAGAUACUGGGAAGGCAAACUCUCCAAUAUACCACGAUCAGCAAGCCACAAGUUUACUGGGCGGGAGUCACUUCUGGUGCGUCUUCAAGACUGCCUAGUGCGUACGCCAAAUUGCAAAGUCCACAACAGGAUGCGUGCUGUCUUCAUAUUGUUUGGCCUUGGUGGGUCAGGGAAGACUCAGGUGGCUUUGAAAUUUGCGGAGCUUCACAAGAACACGUUCGGGGCCAGGUUCUGGUUGAGUGCCGAAAAUAAGGACUCCGUACGCCAGUCAUACUCCGAAAUUGCAGGGCUGAGUGGGCUGGAAAAAAGCCAAGAGGCUGGGAAGGCAUUGCUCGAGUCCACGGAAAAUUGGCUUCUGGUCAUUGACAAUGCAGACGACGCGUCAAACGAUUUCUCCAUACGAGCAUACUCGCAGGAAUACGACCGGAACCACAAGGAGCUCUUGACAUCCUACCCGAAUCAGGGCGCAGACUCUUAUGGAUUUUCAGUCUUCGCAACGUGGAGGACCUCCCUUCGUAUGAUGCAAACCCAAGACAGAAACGUAGCGGAAGCGGCCAAGGACAUUCUCAAUGUAUGCACUCAUUAUGAUCAUAAAGAAAUCCCGAAGUUCCUCAUCCAUAGUGCAGCGGUAACAGCGUCGACUGAUGGUGCCUGGAUGACGCAAACAGGCCUACACCUCUUAUACUCAAAGCCGUUUUCUUCGAUCUUCUUCAGGCCCAACUUCUCGACAUUUGUUGAUCAUUCUCGGUGCACGAAGCAAUGCAUGAAGCAAUACACAAAGAUGGUGGAUGAGGCAAUUGUCAAGUUGUCUUGCUACUCCCUUGUUAGACUGCAAGAAGAAUGCGUAUCUAUGCACUCCCUCGUGCAGUCUUGGGCACGUUACGAGUCAGAUUCUGUUAGUCAUACAGCACGGCGAUGGGGGCGACAGACGGCGAUGGCAGCACUGGAAAGGGUCAUUGAGACUGGAGAUGCAGCCGAACAAUACGAAAUGAGAAGGAAGUUAUACCCACAUGUGCGAUGUUUCGUGGAACCUAAGGAUGAAACUAUGAAGAUUGAGAUCACUGCGGCUGUCUCCGCCAAAUUCGCCCGGGCUGCCUUCGAUUUUGGCAACUUCACUAUGGCCGAGUCACUGUAUCAAAAAGCUCUCGAAUCGUUGAAAGCGAAGUCAUGGUUCUUCAGAAAUGAUUCGGAGAUUUGCAAUUCUCUUGAUGGACUUGUGUCAGCUCAGGAGAGGCAGGGCCGCUACAUGGAGGCUAUGGAAAACGCAGAGAAGCUUGUCAGGGGUAGGACUAGAUGCCUUGGAGACAACCAUAUCAAGACGUGGCGGGCCAAGGCUCAGCUGGCUCUGGCGCAACAAGGCACGGGUGAUUACCAAAGCGCACACAACAUCAAUCAAAGCCUGCUGGAGGAGAUGUGUUCUCUUGACUCUGAAGACCGAGAUAUUGUGUUCACGGCAGAGGUCAUAAAAAAUCAUGCGGAUGUUCUCUUCCGUGAGGGCAAACACUGUGAUGCCACUGAAUUAUUGAAAGCAGCGCUUGAGUUGAGGGAGGAAGCCAUAGGUCUGACCCAUCCAGAGACACUGGAAACGAUGGCGAGCCUGGCCGAUGCGUUAACAAAACAGGAUCAAUUGGUAGAGGCAAAUCAUUUUGCGGCUUUGGCAUACGAGAGGCGUCAAGAAAUUCUUGGAAAGACCCACCCCGACACACUUUCGAGUUUGCGAACAUUGGGAAACGUAUAUUACCAUCGGGGUCAAUACACCGCUUCUAUGAAAUCCCAACAACGUGUACUUGAGUCUCGAAAAUCUAUCCUCGGCAUUAAUCAUAUAGACACGAUUACCACCUUCAACGAAUUGGCAAAGGUUCAGCUUGCGCUCGGUGACUACCAAACGGCGGAGGCAAACUUCCGUACUGCAUUGGAAGGAUUUGAGGCGCAGCUCGGAGGUCAACACCCCUACAACCUCAUUCCUCAAAUCAACAUCGCAAUGUGCUUUCGGUAUCAGGCAAAAUACAAGCAAGCGGAGGAACUGUACGUCAAGGUCCUAGCAGAAUUCGAACAUCGUGGAGACCCCGAUCAUCCAGACGCUCUGACCUGCAAAUCGAAUCUAGCUGCUGUUUUCCACGACGAUGGAAAGCUUUCAGAUGCCGAGAUCCUGAAGAGAGAAGUCCUACGGGCUCAUGAACAAACUUCUGACGUGGCCAGUGUAAACAAAUACCGCAGCCUACUAUCUCUGGCUUACACGAUCGCCGAGUCUCCUGGACGGUACCAGGAGGCCGAUGAUAUGAUGAGAAGGGCAAUUGAGGGUUUGGAGAUGACAAUAGGCUCUGAAUCCCAAGAAUCGUUAGAUGCUAUCUGCCAGCGCGCUUAUCUGCUUUGGAAAUCAAAGAAGUAUGAGCAUUCAUGGCUCCUUUUUCGUGGAGCGUGCUCCGCAUUGGAAAAGCUGGGAAUCGACGACCACUGGUGCUUCAAGAAAUUUCGACGAUUGGAGGAGGUGAUGAAACAAAAAGGUCUCGAACUUCCUAUCACACCAGCCGUGUAUGAUUCGGUCUAUGUCACAACUUUAGGAGGCCUACUUCGCGAGGUCGUUCACGAAAGCAGGGUGAAGAGAAAGCGAUCGACUGAUUCCGAGAAUGUCUCUAGCAGAGUGGUGAAAGUGCGGAAGGUUGAACAAGACAACGCCGCCAUGCCUCAGUGGCAGAAGGUCGUUCGAGAGGUGUUGGGAAUGAGAAUGAAGGAUGAAGAUGAAAGAUGA
Molecule: messenger RNA, 2856 nt
Organism: Diaporthe amygdali
Lineage: Eukaryota; Fungi; Ascomycota; Sordariomycetes; Diaporthales; Diaporthaceae
Exons: 5
Coding region: 1-2856 (951 amino acids)
Molecular function (GO): protein binding
Source: RefSeq, a predicted model, not a curated record